Scleropages formosus (Asian bonytongue) is the source of this 3026-nucleotide messenger RNA. RefSeq names its product solute carrier family 52, riboflavin transporter, member 2. Gene Ontology annotation, cellular component: plasma membrane. Bases 96 to 1418 code for a protein of 440 amino acids. Lineage: Eukaryota; Metazoa; Chordata; Actinopteri; Osteoglossiformes; Osteoglossidae. Gene Ontology annotation, molecular function: riboflavin transmembrane transporter activity. Gene Ontology annotation, biological process: riboflavin transport. The record is from RefSeq and is a predicted model, not a curated record. The transcript is spliced from 5 exons.
GCGGCUUGCCGUUUGUGGAAACCCAGGAUCGGCGCGGAAGGACGGUGGGCAUCGCGGUUUGCAGCAGUGAGUGUGGCGUUGAAAAUAUAGAAGCGAUGGACUCUUGGUGGAACAAACCAACUAUCACUCAUGUUCUGGUGGCUCUGUUUGGGAUGGGUUCCUGGAUUUCAGUGAACUCUCUCUGGGUUGAACUGCCAGUGGUGGUCAGUGUUCUUCCUGAAGGUUGGGAUUUGCCUGCUUAUCUCUCCGUGUUAAUAGCCUUUGGAAAUCUGGGUCCAGUGGCUAUGACUCUGACUCACCAUUUUGCUCCUGGAAGGCUCAGUGAACGACUGGUCAUCUACAUCAUUCAGUCCCUGGCAGUGGUGGCUUCUGCCUUCCUUGCCAUCUUUUGGUCCCAGGUGGUCAGUGUGUCAGGGAAGAUGCACUCUUUGCCUUAUCUGCUUUUGGCAUUUGUGUUGGCACUGGUCUGCUGUACCUCCAAUGUCACUUUCCUGCCAUACAUGUACAGGUUUCCACCACAAUUCAUUCGUACGUUUUUUGUUGGCCAGGGCCUCAGUGCACUGUUUCCCUGUGUGGUGGCUCUGGGGCAGGGUGUAGGGAAGCUGGAAUGCUUGAACAGCACUUUGGGGAAUGGCACCUUAGAACCACACUACCUUAAGGAAAAAUUUCCAGCUCAGAACUUCUUCUGGUUCUUGUUUGUCAUGCUGGUGAUCUCUGGCAUUUCUUUUGCGGCCUUGACUCUCCGGGUCCCAGCUGGAACGGUCCGAACUGAAAAUGAAGAACCUGACACGUCUUCAGAUAAAGAGAUUGAUGAGAGAGACAAGUUACAAAAUGGAGGGACCCCUGUGUCUGAAGGCCAGGUAGAAGUACUGCAUACUGUCCCAGCAGAGACUUUCUGGACAUCACGCAACAUCUACCUGCUCUUGUUGCUUGGGGUAUCCAAUGCACUUUCAAAUGGAGUGCUUCCUUCAGUGCAGAGCUUCUCCUGUCUACCCUAUGGCACCAUGACCUUCCAUCUCUCGGUUGUCCUCGGCAACAUUGCCAAUCCUUUGGCCUGCUUUGUAGCAAUGUUUGUACUCUGUAGGUCUAGUGCAGGACUGGGGAUCAUGGCUGCUAUCGGAGGGGUCUUUGCAGCAUACCUCUUGGUUCUUGCAGCCUUCAGUCCCUGCCCCCCACUUUUGGGCACUACUAUGGGAAUAGCUUUAGUGGUCAUAUCCUGGGUCAUAUUCACUGGGUUAUUUUCCUACCUGAAAGUGGUGAUCGGGUCACUUCUGCAUGAAGUAGGACAUGCUGCCUUGCUAUGGUGUGGUGUCUUUAUCCAAGCAGGCUCACUGAUUGGAGCAUUGUCUGUGUUCCCCCUGGUCAGCGUGUACCAUGUCUUUCAAAGAGCAAUGGACUGUGUAGAUAACUGUGCAUAGCAACCAGAACCGGUAACCUUGGACUUGUUAUUUAUAAGGGAAAAUUUAGUGUAGAAGGGUUUGAGACACUGAGAUUGUGAUGUGCUUAUGUUUGGGUGUGUGGGUGUAAUUUUACACUUCUCAGGGGAGAGGUAACAUUGAGGGAAUGACAAAUUUACAUGGGUUAGUAUCUUUUUCACACCCACUAAAACAACUUGCGUUAGUCAAAUGUAGUUUAGAAAUUCAUGAUGAAUUUGAGCCCUUGAUUGCUCUAUAAGUAGACACUGACUUCUGGUCAAUUGAUCAAUGAAAUAUACAAAAUCCUUAUCAGUGCUGCCAUGAUCAGGCUAAGAUUUGUCGCAUCUGAAGUGUAGAAGUAGUUUACAACUGGAAUGGCGCUGAUGUACAGCACUGCUGUCUGGAACGAAUGCUUGAGUCACAAUCAAUCAAAGAAAUCAGCCAGCACCGUAGAGAAUGAGUUAAUAGUAUAUCAUUAUAAAUUCUUAUGUUGUCUAAUAACAGGAUUUUUAAGUUAGCUAAGCAAUACUGUUAUUUUCAGUUGAUAUUUGUUUUGUAAUUGGAAAAACUAGCGAGGUGUCAUACAUGUAUCAACCGUGGUUUCUAGUACACUAUAUGCUUAGUAGCUCUGUUUUGAGAAAAAGGAAUAUACAUUAAGUCUAUAGAAAGAAAUUUUUUAUGAUGUAUGAAAAAUUUAUCCUGUGUUUCGUAAGGAGUCGCAACAGUGAGAAAACCAUUGACAAUAGGAAAGUUUAUUGAAUAAAUAUUCACUUUUAUGAACAUGUUAAAACUGUGGAAGACCUAAAAUUGGUUAAUGGAAAUAAAAGGGACUUUUGGCGAUGAAUGAGGGCAGGGGCCAUCUGGUGAACUUGGAAUUUAUCUAUUUAGAAUGUAUACAGUGUUAAGCCUUCAGAAAUGGUAUAGGAGUUUCAAUCUGUAGCUUACGAUGAUGGUUACAAUGACAGUUAAUGUUUUACAGAAGCUGUUUCCAGUUUCUCUUCAGAAAUCCUCCAUCGUACUGACUCUAAAAAUGAGACAUGUCAUCCGUGUACAGAGCAUUUGAGCUGUACUUGCAUGAUUUGUCUGGGACUAUUACUGAUCAGGUUCUGGCUAAUGCAGGAGUGAAAACAAGUUGCUGAAGUUGCCUGCCUUUCUGCUUCCUGUUACCUUGUGGUAAAUUGUCGGCUUAUUUGUUAGCCUUUGCCAACAUUUUUGACAAGACACAUGCAAGUUUUACCUGUGCUGUCCCUUUAAGAGUUUUCCUGGGGACCUCUAUGCUCAUAAAGUGUCACAGUUUUAUAAACAUAUGCUGCUGACGUUAGAAUUGGAAAGUCUUGUUUAACGAGAAUUGAUUCUUGGACUACUGAAGGCUUUAUUUUGGCCAAUUAUCACCUUAAUUUAGCAUAGUUUUGUUGGAGCAUAGCAUUUUCUGAGCUGUUGGUGAGGUGGAACAUGAGAAUUUACUCUGUCUUUCUUUAUGGUAUAUUAUGGAAAUUUUCUUCUAAAGAAAAACUGUGCCUUUGAAUCACUCCCUCGGGUGUCUGACCCUUGCAAAAUAAUCCAAUUUUUUAUGAUUGCAGACACAGUCUCUAACUUUAUAAUUGCAGUUGA